Messenger RNA from Cyprinodon variegatus (sheepshead minnow), 1319 nucleotides. RefSeq names its product SEBOX homeobox (gene sebox). The coding region runs from base 1 to 984 and encodes 327 amino acids. The record is from RefSeq and is a predicted model, not a curated record. Gene Ontology annotation, molecular function: DNA binding. The transcript has 3 exons. Lineage: Eukaryota; Metazoa; Chordata; Actinopteri; Cyprinodontiformes; Cyprinodontidae.
AUGGCGCUCUUCCUGCACUCGGAUUUCCCUUUGAUCAAGCAGCAGAAGGACGUGGAGAUGUUUGGAGACCAGGAGGUCUGUAAAGAGGGUCUCAGCAGGGGGGGCGUGUCCCCUCAGGAGACGGACAGAGGCGGAGCUUUGACGGAGGGUCAGAGGAAAAGGAAGAGGACCAUCUUCAGCCGAGCCCAGCUGUCGGAGCUGGAGCAGGCCUUUGCAGUGACUCCGUACCCCGACAUCACCCUCAGGGAGAGGCUGGCGGCGCACACACACUUACCUGAGAGUAAGAUACAGGUUUGGUUCCAGAACAGAAGAGCGAGGAGCAUUAAAACAGGCAGACUGAGCAGGCCCACCAAGUCUGAUGGAAGAGGUCCAUGUCUCCUGGAGCCUUCUGCUGGACUCGGGAGCUCCACCUACCCAGCUACAACCACCCUGGCAGAGAUAUUCAGGCAGGACCAGAACCAGUCCUGUGAAGAAAUGCCUCAAAUUUACUCUGAUUUGAUCCAAAUUUAUAGCAACCAGGUAUCGUACACCCCUCCAUCUUCUUCAUCGCUUCAUCAGCAGCCUGCACCAAAGCUCCUCCAAAGCUGCUCCAAAGGGUCAGAUGGGCACCGCUGGGAGGAGGAGCAGCAGCUGGGGCCGAGAUUCAGCCGCAUCAUUUCCGGAUCUUUUCCUCAGCCAAUCAGCAGGCAGGGUCACCACCAUCCCUCCACCCGCUCAUACCAGGCCUUCACCAACUUCAGGCCUCAGAGCCUGGCUCCGCCUGGGAACCAUCAGCCGGUGUACGGAGCCAGCGUCGGCGGUGGAGCUCACGCUUCAGCGGACCAAACUUCCCAUCAUCAACCAGUGUGCUGGGAGGUAGCCCAAGGGCAAGGCCACCACCACCACCACCACCAUCAUUCCCAAAUGGGACCUCAGACCUCCAUGGGAUACAUCUCCGAUCUGAUCUACAACGCCGCCAUCGUGACCAACUUUCUGGAGUUCUAAUACGGAACAAUAAGAACAUUUCUAACCGCCAUGUUUUACUUCCAUCCUCUGUGUGGAAUGUGUUGAUGUUGUCUUUUAGUAGAGUAACAUAGAGACCGUUUUCCCUGCACGUCGUAGCUACUGUUGAUGUUUAGAAGGUACCUUUGGUUUUACCUCUGUAGUUAUUCCUUAGGAUGGUCGUUACCAAGUAUUCCUGAACAACCGUCUGUCUUUAGGCUGCGGGUGGAGGAGAUAAUCUAAACCUAAAGACCGAAAGCAAAACCAGACCCCAGAAACGGGUUUAUACGGAGCAAAGAUUACUGGACCUAUUUUACUGUCGGACCAAAUUAACAACU